AUGGAGCCGCCGCCGCGGCGGCGCGCGCUGCUGGCGCAGUGUCAGCGCGGCCUGGCGCAGGCCAUGACGGAGGUGGACGCGGUGCUGGGGCUGCUGGAGGCCGCGGGCGCGCUGAGCGCCGGCGAGCGGCGGCGGCUGGACGCGGAGGCGGGCGGCGCCAAGGCGGAGCUGCUGCUGCAGCUGCUGCUGGCCAAGGAGCGCGACCCGCUGCCCGAGCUGCGCGCGGCGCUGGAGCAGGCGCAGCCCCACCUGCUGCCGCUGCUGCCCCUGCACGGCGCGGCCGAGCCGCCCGCGGGCGCGGGCUCCACCUACAGUGUCCUCUCCAUCAUGCCGUCAGACUCCGAGAGCAGCAGCUCCCUCAGCAGUGCGGGCACCACGGGGAAGGCGCCAUCGCCGCCGCCUCUGCUGUCUGAGCGGCAGGUGGAUGACAAGGUGGAGAACCUCUCAGUGCAGCUGCGCCUCCUGACCCGGGAGAGGAACGAGCUGCGCAAGCGCCUGGCCUUCGCCAGCCACGGGACGGCCUUCGACAAGAGGCCCUAUCACAGGCUGAAUCCCGAUUACGAGAGGCUGAAGAUCCAGUGUGUGCGGGCCAUGUCGGACCUGCAGAGCCUGCAGAACCAGCACACCAACGCCCUAAAGAGGUGUGAGGAGGUGGCCAAGGAGACCGACUUCUACCACACCCUGCACAGCCGGCUCCUGAGUGACCAGACGCAGCUGAAGGACGACGUGGACAUGCUGAGGCGGGAGAACGGACAGCUGCUGCGGGAGCGGAACCUGCUGCAGCAGUCCUGGGAGGACAUGAAGCGGCUCCACGAGGAAGACCAGAAGGAGAUCGGGGACCUCCGUGCCCAGCAGCAGCAGGUGCUAAAGCACAACGGGUCAUCGGAGAUUCUCAACAAGCUGUACGACACGGCCAUGGACAAGUUGGAGGUGCUGAAGAAAGACUACGAGGCCCUGCGAAAGCGCUAUAGCGAAAAGGUGGCUGCCCACAACUCCGACCUGAGCCGGCUGGAGCAACUGGAGGAGGAGAACCAGAGGCUGGUGAAGCAGACGGAGAUGCUGGCACAGCAGCGGGACACGGCCAUCCAGCUGCAGCACCAGUGCGCCCUCUCCCUGCGCAGGUUCGAGGCCGUGCACCACGAGCUCAGCAAGGCCACGGCCCAGAACAAGGACAUGCAGUGGGAGAUGGAGCUGCUACAGUCGGAGCUCUCCGAGCUCAGGAGCACCCAGGUGAGGACGGCCAAGGAGUCGGAGAAGUACAAGGAGGAGCGCGACGCCGUGUACAGCGAGUACAAGCUUAUCAUGAGCGAGCGGGACCAAGUCAUCUCAGAGCUGGACAAGCUGCAGACCGAGGUGGAGCUGGCCGAGUCCAAGCUGAAGAACAGCACGUCGGAGAAGAAGGCGGCCAGUGAGGAGAUGGAGGCCCUGCGGCAGAUCAAGGAUACGGUGACCAUGGACGCUGGGAGGGCCACCAAGGAGGCGGAGACCCUCCGGAAGCAGUGCCGGGCCCUGUGCCAGGAGCUGAAGGAGGCCCUGCAGGAGGCCGACGUGGCCAAGUGCCGGCGCGACUGGGCCUUCCAGGAGCGGGACAAGAUCGUGGCCGAGCGGGACAGCAUCCGGAACCUCUGUGACAACCUGCGGCGGGAGCGGGACCGCGCGGUCAGCGAGCUGGCCGAGGCGCUGCGCAGCCUGGACGACACGCGCAAGCAGAAGAACGACGUGAGCCGCGAGCUCAAGGAGCUCAAGGAGCAGAUGGAGUCCCAGCUGGAGAAGGAGGCACGCUUCCGGCAGCUGCUGGCCCACAGCUCCCACGACUCGGCCAUCGACACCGACUCCAUGGAGUGGGAGACGGAGGUGGUGGAGCUUGAGCGGGACACGGAGGACGUGGACCCAGAGACCCUGGGGUUUGAUAUGGCUGAAGGCGUGAAUGAGCCGUGUCUGCCAGGGGACUGUGGGAUAUUUGUCACCAAGGUGGACAAAGGCAGCAUUGCCGAUGGUCGCUUACGGGUGAACGACUGGCUGCUGAGGAUCAAUGACGUGGACCUCGUGAACAAGGACAGGAAGCAGGCUCUCCGGGCCCUGCUGCACAGCGGGGGCGCCAUCAACAUGGUGGUGCGGAGACGCAAGUCCCUGGGCGGGAAGGCGGUCACACCGCUGCACAUCAGCCUGGGGGGACAGAAAGACAGUGGCAUCAGCCUGGAGAAUGGAGUGUACGCAGCGGCCGUGGUGCCCGGAAGUCCGGCUGCCAAGGAGGGCUCCCUUGCUGUGGGGGACAGGAUUGUGGCGAUCAAUGGCAUCGCGCUGGACAACAAGUCUCUGAGCGAGUGUGAAUCUCUGCUGCGCAGCUGCCAGGACUCCCUGACGCUGUCUCUCCUGAAGGUCUUCCCGCAGAGCACCUCGUGGAGUGGCCAGAACAUCCUGGAAACUAUCAAGGACUCUGAGAAAAUGCUGAGCUUCCGGGCGACUGGGCCGGACAUACAGUGCCCGCCCAGACGGGGUGGGCUACAACCUGGCAGCCCCGCUCAGACAGAGCUCUUCCCUGGGGACAGGCUGGAGGAGAGAAAGGAGCUGGGGCCACCAGCGGAUGGCAGCGCCUUCCUGCACAGCCCAUUCCCCGGGGCGCCCUUCCCCGUGUCCCCACAGGCCUGCCCCAGCGCCUCUGAGCACAGCCUCACCUCCUUCCCCUCUGACAACUCGGGGGACCGUGGCUACGGGCUGGCGGAUGCGCGGAGCCGCCGACCACUGCUGCCCUUCGAGGCAGACGGGGCAGCAGAGGCCCCCCUGGACAAGAUAGAGCCCGAGAGCGCCAGCACAGGCGGGACCUGGCCCAAGGCCGUGCUCAGCUCAGCGGCGCGGCCCGAGAAACUGUCUGUAUACAAGAAGCCAAAGCAGAGGAAGUCCAUCUUCGACCCCAACACUUUCCAGCGUCCCCAGACCCCAUCCCGGAUUGAGUACCUGCUCCCCGCACCCGGACCUGCCCGUUCCCCCCAGCCCACACGGAGGUCGGGGCCCCCGACGCCCCCCAAGCCCCCCCGGAGGAGCGACUCCAUGAAGUUCCAGCAGCGACUGGAGACCAGCUCGGAGUCGGAGGCCACGCUGGUGGGCAGCUCUCCGUCCACCAGCCCGCCCGGCGCACUGCCCCCUGACACAGACCCUGGAGAGCCCAUGCACGCCUCCCCCCAUCGCAAGGCCAGGGUCCACAUUGCCUCCAGCUACUACCCAGAGGGCGACGGUGAUGCCGCCUACCUGCCGGCCAAGAAGUCAUGCGACGAGGACCUCACCUCCCAGAAGGGGGACGAGCUGGGCCAGAAGCGCCGCCGCCCAAAGUCUGCGCCCAGUUUCCGGCCCAAGCUGGCGCCGGUGGUGAUCCCUGCCCAGUUCCUGGAGGAGCAGAAGCACAGCCCUGCCUGUGGGGAGUGCUCCCCAGAACCCCAGGACUGGCCGCCCUACUCACCCGGACACUCCGGGCGCCACGGCAACACACCCCUCUACCCGCACAGGCCGUCCAUGGGCACCAUCCCUCGGAGUCUGGCCCCCAGUGCCACCAUGAGCUCCAUCCUGAGGAACCCCAUCUCCACUGCACGCAGCCACCGGGCAGGCCCCUGCAGUUCUCCGCCCGUGCCCAGGGAGGUUGGGCCCCCAGGUUUGCAGUCCAGUGUCCAGCACCAGGGACGGCUGAGCCUGGACUUGAGCCGCAGAGCCUGUGGCGACUGCUCAGAGAUGAGAACCUCCCAUGGGUCCAACUCGCUGCCCUCCAGCGCCCGCCUGGGGUCUUCCUGCAACCUGCAGUUCAAGACGGAGCGCAUCAAGAUCCCAUCCACGCCCCGGUAUCCACGCUCUGUUGUGGGCUCUGACCGAGGCUCCCUGUCACACUCCGAGUGCAGCACCCCGCCGCAGUCACCCAUGAGCGUGGACACCUUGUCCUCCUGCGCCCAGCCGUCAGCCUCCACAAUGCCCAGGGUCGCUGUCAACCUUGGGGAUCGGAGGAAGGACAGGCCCUACAUGGAGGAGCCUCGCCACGUCAAGCUGCAGAAGGGCGCAGAGCCUCUGGGUAUCUCCAUCGUGAGUGGGGAGAAGGGUGGCGUCUAUGUGUCCAAAGUGACAGGGGGCAGCAUCGCCCACCAGGCCGGCCUGGAGUACGGGGACCAACUGCUGGAGUUCAAUGGCAUCAACUUGCGGAGUGCCACGGAGCAGCAGGCACGGCUCAUCAUCGGGCAGCAGUGUGACACCGUCACCAUCCUGGCCCAGUACAACCCGCACAUGCACCAGCUGGGCGGCGCCGGCCACUCCCGCUCCAGCUCCCACCUGGACCCUGCUGGCACCCACACCAGUCUCCAGGGCAGCGGUGCCACCAUCCCAGACCAUCCGUCCCUCAUCGACCCCCUGAUGGAGCAAGAUGAGGGCCCGGGCACCCCCCCAGCCAAGCAGAGCACACCCAGCGCCAGGACGCUGGGAGAUGCCACCAAGAAGCCUGCCGAGCCCCGGGUCGUGUUCAUCAAGAAGGCACAGCAGGAGCUCGGUGUGCGUCUGUGCGGGGGCAACCUGAGUGGCGUGUUUGUGGCCGACGUGGAGGAUGACAGCCCUGCUAGUGGCCCCGAUGGCCUCAUACCGGGGGACCUCAUUCUGGAGUACGGAGGCCUGGACGUGCGCAGAAAGACGGUGGAGGACGUCUAUGUGGAGAUGCUGAAGCCCAGGGACGGGGUGCGCCUGAAGGUGCAGCAUCGGCCCGAGGACUUCGCCAAGGCCAAGGGGCUGCCUGGAGACGGCUUCUACGUCAGGGCCCUGUACGACCGGCUGACGGACGUGGAGCACGAGCUGAGCUUCAAGAAGGAUGACAUCCUGUACGUGGAGGACACGCUGCCACAGGGUACCUUCGGCUCCUGGACGGCCUGGCAGCUGGAUGAGAACGCCCAGAAGAUGCAGCGUGGCCAGAUCCCCAGCAAAUACGUGAUGGACCAAGAAUUCUCCAGGAGGCUCAGCAUGUCCGAGGUCAGAGACGACAGCAAUGCCGCGAAGACACUGUCUGCGGCCGCCCGCAGGUCCUUCUUCCGCCGGAAGCACAAGCACAAGCGCAGCGGGUCCAAGGAUGGGAAGGACCUCCUGGCCCUGGACACCUUUUCCAGCGACUCCAUUCCACUCUUUGAAGAUACAGUGAGUCUGGCCUACCAGCGCGUCCAGAAGGUGGACUGCACCUCCCUGAGACCCGUCCUCAUCCUGGGACCGUUACUGGACGUGGUGAAGGAAAUGCUGGUGAACGAGGCACCUGGCAAGUUCUGCAGAUGCCCCCUUGAGGUGAUGAAGGCCUCCCAGCAGGCCAUUGAGCGGGGCGUCAGGGACUGUCUCUUUGUUGACUACAAACGGCGGAGCGGCCACUUCGACGUGACCACAGUGACGUCCAUCAAGGAGGUCACAGAGAAGAACCGGCACUGCCUCCUGGACAUCGCCCCCCACGCCAUCGAGCGACUGCACCACAUGCACAUCUACCCCAUCGUCAUCUUCAUCCACUACAGGAGCGCCAAGCACAUCAAGGAGCAGAGAGACCCCGUCUACCUGAAGGACAAGGUAACUCAGAGGCAUUCCAAAGAGCAAUUUGAGACGGCUCAGAAGAUUGAGCAGGAGUACAGCAGGUAUUUCACAGGGGUCGUCCAGGGAGGUGCCCUGCCCAGCAUGUGCGCUCAGAUCUUGGCAAUGGUCACUCAAGAGCAAAACAAAGUCCUGUGGAUCCCUGCCUGCCCGCUCUAGGGAGCCCGCGGGGAGCAGCCAGGCAGCUCCGUCCACUGCUAGCAGCUCACUUCCACGCCAGCGUCUGGGUGUGUGGGGGCUGGAGCCGUGUCAGCGUUGGCAUCUGGACAUGCAGGGGAC
Sorex fumeus (smoky shrew) is the source of this 5862-nucleotide messenger RNA. RefSeq names its product discs large MAGUK scaffold protein 5 (gene DLG5). Lineage: Eukaryota; Metazoa; Chordata; Mammalia; Eulipotyphla; Soricidae. The record is from RefSeq and is a predicted model, not a curated record. Gene Ontology annotation, molecular function: protein binding. The transcript has 32 exons. The coding region runs from base 1 to 5742 and encodes 1913 amino acids.